UGGAACUGUAGGUUCACGUCUCUCCCUCUCUCGUCGGGCUUGCCUCCGUGCGUGACACCGGCGCACCAUAUGCCUCCCAAAACAAGACACAGUGAAGCAACGCAAAGUAUUGAAUAAGUAGCAAGAUAACAUAGCUAACGGACAUCAAGCCAGCUGCAUUAUUCACAGUCAAGCUAGCUAGCUAUUUUAGCUAACUGUGCCAUGGACCCGCGAGACACAGCACCGGAUUCGUGGGAGCAGGAGGAGGAUGUUAAGGCCCGAGCUGCCGCGGGGCUCCAGUCCGCUCUCGCCGCUCUCAGCGUCAAUGCCAAGCCAUUUAUCCCGAAUGUCGACGCGGCGGUGUUUGUGCCGACUUUCCUUCAAAGUAGCCCUACGGAAAUCUCCAAUUCCUAUGGUCACGGUGCUGAGCCAGUUGCCAGCAUGGAGGUUUUAGAAACAGUUGCUCCGGUGGAGAACGGAGGAGGGACAGAAGCAGACAUGGCGGUGGAGGUGGAGACGUGGGAGCAGAAAGAGGAGCCCGGGGAAGGAGAACCAGGGGGAGGAGGAGCACUGGGAGGAGAGGGAGGUUCCAGUGAAGAGGCACAGGGAAGGGAGGAAGUAGAGAUGAUGGAGGAGGAAGAAGAGGAGGAGUUGCCCGUGCUAAAAGUAAUCCCGCUCCCACCAAAUGCCCCGAAGAAGGAGCAUGUCAAUGUGGUGUUCAUCGGUCAUGUGGGUCCGUCCCUAUUGUAUACUAUUACCUCAUGGUUUUCUUUCGUACAUUGUUUGUUCUCCCUGGGCACAGGGAAAUGGCUCUUAGAAAUUGCCUGUGUGUUCAUUUGGAUUGAGGAUUAUUUUUUAUUUUUUUCAGAUGCUGGUAAAUCAACAAUUGGGGGACAGAUCAUGUAUUUGACAGGUAUGGUGGAGAAAAGAACCCUGGAGAAAUAUGAAAGAGAAGCAAAAGAAAAAAACAGAGAAACAUGGUACCUGUCCUGGGCCCUGGACACUAACCAGGAGGAGAGAGACAAGGGGAAGACGGUGGAGGUGGGGAGAGCCUACUUUGAGACAGAGAAAAAGCACUUUACUAUCCUGGAUGCCCCCGGCCACAAAAGCUUUGUCCCCAACAUGAUUGGUGGUGCAUCACAGGCUGACUUGGCAGUGCUGGUGAUCUCGGCCAGAAAAGGAGAGUUUGAGACAGGCUUUGAGAAGGGAGGCCAGACGCGAGAGCACGCCAUGCUAGCCAAGACGGCUGGAGUCAAGCACCUCAUCAUCCUCGUCAACAAGAUGGAUGACCCCACCGUCAACUGGAGCUUGGAAAGGUAUGAGGAAUGUAAAGAGAAAUUAGUGCCAUUUCUGAAGAAGGUGGGCUUCAAUCCAAAGAAGGACAUCUACUUCAUGCCUUGCUCUGGGCUAACGGGAGCCAACUUGAAGGACCCCAUAGAGGAGUGCACGUGGUACACGGGGUUGCCAUUCAUCCCACACCUAGACAGCCUGCCAAGCUUCAACAGAAUCACAGACGGCCCCGUCAGAUUACCCAUCGUAGACAAAUACAAGGAUAUGGGCACGGUGAUCCUGGGGAAGCUGGAGUCUGGCUCCAUUGCCAAAGCCCAGCAGCUGGUCAUGAUGCCUAACAGGCACACAGUGGAGGUGCUGAGCCUGCUGUCUGAUGAGGUGGAGACAGAUGAAGCUGUUCCUGGGGAGAACCUGAAGCUAAGGCUGAAGGGCAUCGAGGAAGAGGAGAUUCUGCCUGGCUUCAUCCUCUGUAACGCUGAGAACCUCUGCCACUCCGGACGCACCUUUGAUGCCCAGAUCGUCAUCAUUGAGCAUAAAUCCAUAAUCUGCCCAGGUUACAACGCAGUCCUACACAUCCACACCUGUAUUGAAGAAGUACAAAUCACAGCCUUAAUUUGUCUAGUGGACAAGAAGACAGGUGAGAAGAGCAAGACACGACCUCGCUUUGUCAAACAGGACCAGGUGUGCAUCGCCCGGCUUCGGUGUGCCGGAACCAUCUGCCUGGAGACCUUCAAAGACUUCCCACAGAUGGGGAGGUUCACCCUUCGAGAUGAAGGCAAAACCAUUGCUAUUGGCAAAGUGCUGAAGCUGGUACCAGAGAAGGACUAAUGUGAACCAGCAUGGAAUCCUGGGACAGUUGUCAUGACAGAGGAAGCUGCUGACGCCGACUUAGCCAGCCACCCCCUCUUACAUACCACUCUCUCCUGAAGAGGAAGAGAAGGAGGAGGAGAACAAAUCAAGUUUGAAAAUAAAGAAGAAACUGUAAAAAGUGACUGAAUCAGUUUUUAUGAACAAUAUUAAAGAAAGACAAGUCCAGUGUGUCAGCUUUCUCAUAUUGAGAGCUCAGCUAUGUCACUAAUGUAGCCGCUACCCUUUCCUAAGCCAACCUCACUCUGCGCUGGUCCACCUUUUGUUUUGGAAAUGGGGAAUGUAUGCAGUGUUACUUUGUUUGGAAAGGAAGGGACUGGCGUUGCAUCCGGUUGCAUCACUUUGGACCAGAGUUAGCUAGUUAUACCCAUUCAAAUCCAAAAUAAUAUACCAAAAUGUUAAUAUUUUGGUUGUAGACAUCCCCAUACCAAAUCCUAUCUGGUAUGUUCACACACACAAUCAAACAAACAUGGUUCCUGUUGUGAUCAUGUGUUGUCACGUUACCAACAACAGUGAAAAUAAAGUAUCAAACUGAGGAAUAAAAGUAAAA
Molecule: messenger RNA, 2686 nt
Organism: Oncorhynchus kisutch (coho salmon)
Lineage: Eukaryota; Metazoa; Chordata; Actinopteri; Salmoniformes; Salmonidae
Product: eukaryotic peptide chain release factor GTP-binding subunit ERF3A
Exons: 13
Coding region: 202-2097 (631 amino acids)
Molecular function (GO): GTPase activity; GTP binding
Source: RefSeq, a predicted model, not a curated record